Hirsutella rhossiliensis is the source of this 372-nucleotide messenger RNA. RefSeq lists its product as uncharacterized. Lineage: Eukaryota; Fungi; Ascomycota; Sordariomycetes; Hypocreales; Ophiocordycipitaceae. The record is from RefSeq and is a predicted model, not a curated record. Bases 1 to 372 code for a protein of 123 amino acids. The transcript is spliced from 2 exons.
AUGCCCCAGCCGUCCGUCUCAUUUGUCCUGCUCCUCGCCCUCGGCUCCUGCUCUGGCGUGCUAGCCGACGGCCAGACGACUCUCAGCACGGCGAUCGUCAAGCGGGCAUACGCGGCGGCGAGCGGUCCCUCGCAGCUCGCCCCGUCGACGCGGUGCCUUGGGGCCAAGACGCCGCCCUCGCCCCUUGUCGAGGCGCCGAAACUAGCGAAACCCGUCCCCAAAGUUGUCGCGGCGGCGGCGCCGCCGCCGCCGCCGCCUUCGGACCCCGAGAGCAAGUCUCAGCCCCCGGGCACCAAGAAGCCGUGCCCGACCAAGCCGACCAAUCAGGACAAAGUCCCGCCAAGGACGGUACUCGACCGCAAGAACCCGUGA